Molecule: messenger RNA, 644 nt
Organism: Salvia miltiorrhiza (redroot sage)
Lineage: Eukaryota; Viridiplantae; Streptophyta; Magnoliopsida; Lamiales; Lamiaceae
Exons: 3
Coding region: 138-590 (150 amino acids)
Source: RefSeq, a predicted model, not a curated record
ACUCAAAUAUAUAAAAAUAAUCUCAGCGGGCAUGGACGGAGUUGCAGCAUAAGUGGAAGUUCAAUCGGAAGCUUUGAAGUCUUGAGCAGUUGUACCUCACCCGACAGUUGUUGAUCGUGUGUUGAAAGAUCUCUUUCAUGAGGGAAGAUCCUCAGAGUCCAACACACAUUUCUUCUUCUUAUGGAGCUAGUAAAGAUGAAAAUCCUCAUUAUCUCAGAGCAUCUAUUGGCUCUUGCCAUGAUUUAUGUAAAUUUCGAAAACAACAUUCAAUUGAAACUAAAGCAAGGAAGCCCAUUCGAUUUGUGUUUAUUUAUGUUUUGGUGGGAUUGUUGUAUUCACUCGAUCAUGUUUUAAGUCAGUCUAUAAUGUAUUUGAUAUCGGUGGGAUGUCUGUGUCGAUUUGAGCAUGCGCCGCUUCAUGUACUCGUCAUUCGCCGGACUUCUUUAACUCUGAUUCAAGAUUUGUUGAAGGAUGGUGAUGAGGGGUUGAAGAUUGUAGGCCAUUUUUCUGAUCUCUAUUCACUCACAAAGGAUAGGAAAAUUUGUAGCAACAAUGAUCCAAUCUGUAUAGCUAUAGCUAGGCAAAUGUAGUAUUGACUUUCAGCAAAUUAAACAAAAUUGUUAUUUGAUACAAAAUAUUGAGUA